UCGUAAUCUCAAAGAGAUCACGAUGUAUAUAUAUAAAUAUAUAUGCAUACAUAUAUAUACAAUAAGCGAGCAUACGAGAAAGAAUGUUGAAUUUCUUCCGCGAUUAAUUCUCGGAAGGCCAAUUUUAUUGAUAAACGGAAUGUGAAACGUGCUAUAUUAAAAAUAAAAUUAGCCAAAAACAAAAUAUCAAUUUUAUCGAAAUUUGAAAAUAUAAAUUUUCACUCUUGAGGCUCCGAGGAUUAACGUUUCACGAUCUCGUUCAUAAAGAUGUACGAUAAUUUAGAGGAAGGGUCUUAGCCCAAGACAUAGAUAGAUUUGUGUAAAAUCGUGUCCAUGUCGAAAGAAUUAAAAGUAGAAUGUAGAGGUAAAAUUGAGAGAUUUAUAACUCGAUUAAAUUAGGAUAAUAUAUGGGGGCAGAUCGACUUGAAAAUGAUUUCUGACGCUAUUUCGGCAGGGACAAAAUGUAUUCGACAUGGUCGCGGUUCCAGAGCACACUGACGUGAGAGAUCGCCGAGAGAUCGUAAUUAAUUUCGUACACGCCGUCCUUGCGCGUCGACAUUUAAGUCGGCCACAAGCGUAUAUACGAAGUACAAAUCCUUUAACUUUCGUGUUAACAUCCAGAUACGUGGGGGUAUCUGCUAACGAGCGCAAAAAGUUUUUUCGUCGGGAAGGUCAUUCGAGAGCAAAAGAAAAGUCAAGUCAAGUCAAGUGAAAUGUCAUAUUCGCAUUCUAAAUAGUCGUGAUAUUUUUUCUCCGAGAUACAGUCGAACCUCUAUAUUCUUAACUCUUAUCCUUCGUUUAAAUGCCUCCUCCCGCGCUGUUCCCUUUUACUUUUUGCCACCUAGCUACGUAGAAUGAAAAUGUUAUGCGCGUUAAUUAAAAAAAAAGAGAUGACAUUUUCAUUUUGUGCGCACGUGCAUUGGAACAAAAGUGGGAAGGGAAUAAGAGUGACAAAGUGAGGUAGAAUGUUAAGAACGAUAGAGAGGAAGUGUUUGAGAUCCGAAGCCAAAAAUACAGAGGUACGACUAUAAUUAUCCCGAGAAAUUAUAUCAAUACUUUUUACACUUUUUAUAAAACACUCUGUACAUCGGCGAAAGUGACCAGACGGAUAUAUACGAUCGAAUCGACGUAUUCUGAGCUCUUUAUUCUUAGCACAUCUCUCUAUUUUUAAUCAAUCGAAACUACAUAAACUUGAUUCUUCUUGUUUUCUUACGUAAUUUUUAUCAUUAAUUGAUUGAUUGAUUUUAAGCCCAAUUAGAAAGUCAUUAAAUCAUUAGAAAGAAUAGAGCUAUUGCCUAGAGUCUCUCGACUUAUUAAAGAUACGAAGAUUCGAUUAUACAUCCGAAUGAUUUCUAGUUGAUCUAUCGGAUCGUUUCGUUGUUCUCUAAAGGAAACGAUGCCGAUUUAUCCUCUUCUUGGACUAAAUAGUCGCAUUUCACUAGCCUCAGUCGACAACGAAAAGCUCCAUUGAAAGCUGAAGGAUAUUUUCGGAUCAAUUAUAUCCUAUAGAAAAAUAUUAUAGCUUUGGGGAUACUAAUUGGAUACACAAUUUAAAUACGGCCAAUCAUGAGGAACAAAAAAAGAAAAAUCGGUGAGGGAAGAUACAUAAUCCUUCUCCGGAAGAAACACUGCCGAUCGCGCAACUCGCUUUCAAUCCUAUGACAAAAUGAUCGGAAAGCGAAUCUUAAAUCCUUUCCCGGUAUCCUUGACGAGAUUUCAAAUAUUUUUCUAUAAGGACUCGAGAUGUUCUUCGUGAUAAAAUCGUAAGGAAAUUCGUCCUCUAUAUCAAUCAGCAUCCAGCGUUCGCGUAAGAAUCUACCUUGUUGACCUUUUCCGAUAUUUAAUUGCAGUUACAUGGUUUCGAGAUUAACGAGAUCCGUUGUUAAUAAAUCUUGAAACUAUUUUAUGAAAAAAAAAAAAAGAGAGAAAGAGUGAGAGAAUGUCCAUCGCACGGUGAUCCUCCAAUUGCGACGUACUCUUCGAUUAUGCAACAACAGAGUUAUUGUCACGUAUCAGUAGCAUGUUCGUAAUAACGCGUCACCGUAUGUAAUGUACAUCGCGAGCUUUCUCGUAUAUCACUGUACCAUCUCUCAUCGCUAUCGAAGUGAUGAUGUAACCGAUCUUAAUUCUUCGAUACUAUACAAAAUACAGGGAAACUUGAGAGAGAUGAUCGUGAUACUUGGCGAUGUAAGUUAACGUUAUAUCAAUGGCCGAUUUCCGAGAAUUUAUGGAGCGUUAUGAAGCGAGUUUGAUUAGACGUGAUUAUCGCGUAUAGAUUGUCCGUAAAAUAAAAAAAAAAUGUAACGACUGUAACGUCCUACGAUAAUUGCGAGUCAAUACGAGGAUAUUGAGAGAAAUAUUUCUUUUGUAUUAUAGAAGACGAACGACAAAUACAAGAGAGACUGAGAGUAUGUGUGUGAGACAGAGCACGUGAGCAAGACCAAAACUUUUUUGAGAAAGAGAGAGAGAGAGAGAGAGAGAGAGAGAAAGAUAUUUUCGUUUUUCUGUGCGAGAGAAAAAAAAAUAGAGAACGGCCGCCUUUUAUCUUUUCAAGAAUUUUAUUCGUUGCAACGUAGACGUUUAAAAUCGGCAAACAGAGGCGUGAACAGACAUAGCGCGCGGAUGUUAACGACGAUAAGAGGUGAGGACAGGUAUUAAGAUCGAUAAGAGGAAAAGAGAGUCGAGAGAUUUGUAAUAUCGGUGCGUCAGAUUUAACCAUUAUUAGCCAUAUACUUUACUGGAAUAUAUGAAUUAUUAAUGGGAAAAGUCGAAAGAAAAUAAAGAGAGGCAAAUAUAUGAAAAAUCGUUAUAUUUCUUCCUGAUCUAGAAUGGAAAAAUCCAAUAUUCAUUUUUUGUGACAUUAUUCUUCAUCCUUUGUAGAGAAUUUUAUUUACAGUUGUCAGAAAUAGCGCGAAAACGUUAGCUUGAUGUAAAAUUAUAAGCAAUUCUUCUCGAGACGAAGACGCUUUGUCAUCCGCGUUUUCUUAUUUCCAACAAUGUUAUUUCGCAGGCAAUAUCGAUCAAAUAGCUGACUCCCAUACGUCGCAGCACGCAUAUCCUCGACAGCCUUAACUCCUAGGCGGAGACACUCAUGUCAGUCGUGUGUCAUCAAGGCGGACGAACGGGACGGAAAUUUUGUCAUCGUAUUUCUCAAAAAUAUGUCCGAACAGCAAACGGAUUCGUACGAUUCGAGACCGGUAACGUCAAAAAAAUUGGAGAGACCACCGUUUAAGCUGUGUUUUUCGAAAAACCAGCAAACCGGAAGAUCCAAUAUUUGCAUAUCGAAAACGAACGCGAACUUUGUGACGCCGAAAUUCUACUCGAGGGAACUCGAGAACGACCAGAAUGCAGACGUAAGCGAUACGCUUGAGAGAAUCGCUGCGGAACAAGAUAGAAAUCCGAGGAAUCUUUACCAAACACCAUUGUUAACCAGUCAUACUUACGGUUGGUGGCAUGACAAAGGGAUACAACCGAAGGACACGCGAUUUAACUUUCAUAAGAAAACGUCAGACCUGGUGAGCUUCCAGAUGAAAAUUUACGCCGAGGAUCGAAAUCUGAAAAGUCAUAAACAAUGAAUGUGAGGUAUAAAUCAAUAUUAUGUAUUAUCAAGUAUUCAUCAUGAUAUUGAUGUGCAAUAAUUGUAUUUCAGUGAUAAUAAUCUAAUAAAUCCAAAUAUGUACUAAUUAUUGUAAUAAUAUAAUCUUUGUAUUUUUAGGAUCUUUCACUCCACAAAUUUAUUAGGAUUAAACAUUUUAAUUCUGCGUCUCACAUUUUAGAAAAAGAAUAUUCGAUUUUAUAGUUGGAUCUCCGUAUUUUUUGUUUGUCUUUAUCCAUUUCAU
This is a messenger RNA of Cataglyphis hispanica, 3839 nucleotides long. RefSeq lists its product as uncharacterized. Lineage: Eukaryota; Metazoa; Arthropoda; Insecta; Hymenoptera; Formicidae. The transcript is spliced from 3 exons. The record is from RefSeq and is a predicted model, not a curated record. The coding region runs from base 3159 to 3575 and encodes 138 amino acids.